This is a messenger RNA of Thalassophryne amazonica, 975 nucleotides long. RefSeq names its product dCTP pyrophosphatase 1 (gene dctpp1). The record is from RefSeq and is a predicted model, not a curated record. The transcript has a single exon. NCBI's taxonomy places the organism in Eukaryota, Metazoa, Chordata, Actinopteri, Batrachoidiformes, Batrachoididae. Gene Ontology annotation, biological process: nucleoside triphosphate catabolic process. The coding region runs from base 95 to 601 and encodes 168 amino acids. Gene Ontology annotation, molecular function: nucleoside triphosphate diphosphatase activity.
UGUGACAACUGGCGGGAUUUCUUCGCACGGGUAGGUGCUGGCUCUCAGUUUACGUUGUUUUUCUGCAGCACAGCGCUUACAAAUUACCCAAAAGAUGAUGGCCACGAACGGAAAAGAAACUUGUGGAGUAAACGGUGACGUGUCGUCGGUCAGUUUGAACGGCAGCAGCGGCGACACAUUAGCUAACAAGAAGUCCCAGUUGGCGGCAAAUGGAACGGCGGAGAGGUUCACCUUCAGCCGCGAACCCACCGUGGAGGAUAUCCGGCGAAUGCAAGCGGAGUUCACGGACGAGCGGGACUGGAACCAAUUCCACAAGCCACGCAACCUGCUGCUGGCGCUGGUCGGGGAGGUGGGCGAGGUGGCGGAGCUGUUCCAGUGGAGAGGGGAGGUGGCGGAGGGCCUGCCAGACUGGACGGAGGGCGAGCGGGAGCAGCUCGCGCAUGAGCUGAGUGACGUUUUGAUCUACCUCGUGGAACUGGCCGAGAAGUGUCGCGUGGACCUUCCACAAGCCGUGCUGCGCAAAAUGGCCCUGAACCGUUUGAAGUACCCCGUCAGCAAGGUGCACGGAUCGGCCAAAAAGUACACCGAGUACAAGGACUGAGAGUUUUAUACGCUACUUUGGAGACUGAACUUACUGUGUUGCCCCCUACCGGCGAACUCAGAAUGCCCCGGUGUUUGCCCCUGCUGGCUGCUGCUGUGUGACUUUUAAGUUGCUGCUUUUCUUCUUUUUUUUUUUUUUUUUUUUAGUUGAAACGUUUUUUUAAAUCCUGUUUCUGGUAUUGGAAGCAUUUACUGUGCAGAAUCUUGUUGGGUCUUUCUCUUUAUUGGUUUCAGUCUCAGAAGUGGACAUUUGGGAAGAGGCAAAAAGAUUUUUUCUUUUUGUUGUAUUUGUCCUUAUUUCUCAUUGGGGUUGGAUUACUAAUUCUUAUUGUUUGUACACAACACUGUCCUUUAGUAAAAGGUGUUGUAAUUCUA